AUGGCCCGCCAACCCUCUCUCGACUCUGAGCGUCCCAUCAUGGCCCAAUCGAACCGAAACUCAAAGCGAUUCUCCACUGUCAGUGGAAGCCCCUCGCUGGCUGCCUCCGACAGCACUACCCUCAACGGCGACCCCAGAAUCGCUGACAUCUAUCACCUCCAUGACGGUUUCGGUCGCCUCGAGAGCAAGCCUCUCAAUAAGCAGCGAUUUGUCCCCACGGAGGAGAAGUCGGACAACCUGAACAAACUCGCUCUCGGGGCUAAGGUCGAGCGCGCUCUAGGUCGGAGGAUGACUAGCCAAGACGCUGUCAUGCGCAAGCCUCUCUCCGAGAAGACUGAGGUGCGAACUGAUUAG
Penicillium roqueforti is the source of this 354-nucleotide messenger RNA. RefSeq lists its product as uncharacterized. NCBI's taxonomy places the organism in Eukaryota, Fungi, Ascomycota, Eurotiomycetes, Eurotiales, Aspergillaceae. The record is from RefSeq and is a predicted model, not a curated record. The coding region runs from base 1 to 354 and encodes 117 amino acids. The transcript is spliced from 2 exons.